AUGGCUGGAACCACUACCACUCUUUCCUGGCGGCAGGCCGUCACAGCUGCUCUUUACCUGGGCGGCACCGCCCAUGCUGCCCUCAUCCGGCAAAGAGACCCCCAGCCCCUGAUCGUGGUCAGUGGUGCGGGCCAAAACCAAGACAUCGCAGCCCAACUUCAGAAUUUGAUCCAGAGCGGUGCCGCUCAGGGCCAAGGUGAUGUUAUCGCGCGGAUUCAGGAUCUUCUCCAGGGCGGCGCCGCCAAUCUCCCAGCGGCCGGCGGCCAGCUUCAGGAUCUCCUGAACAGUCUGCUCGGGGCCAAUCCAGGUCUGAACCCCAACCUUCCUGUGGCAGCUCCUGUGGCCUCGGAAGUCAUCGUCACCGCCACCGAGGGCGCAGCCACUGAGACUGCCACAACGGAGACUGCUGCUACAGAAACGGCUGCGCAAACAGAAGAAGCCAAUGCUACAGCGACGGCCACAGAGACCACGGCCACCGAAGAAGCUACUGCUAUAGAGACUGCGACGGAAGCUACUGGCACUGAGGCGACCACAGCAACAGCAACCGAGACAGCAGCCAACGAGACUGCUACCGCCACAGAAGAAGCCACGGCGGGUGAGACAGCCACGGCCACCGAAACCGCAGAGGCCACUGCCACCGCCACCGAGACAGCAGAAGCAACAGCGACACCUCCGCCGCCGCCAGGGAACGUCACUGCGCCCAUCAUCGGCGGAAACAACACCGACGUCGGCAACGGAAAGGGCAAGGGCAAGGGUAGAGACCGCGCCGGCAAGGGCAAAGGCAAUGGAAAAGCAAACGGCAAGGGCAAGGGCAAGGGCAAGGGGAAAGGGGACAACGCCGACGACGAUGCCGAUGCCGAUGACGAUGCUGACGACAAUGCCAACGGUCAUGGCAAGGGUCAAGGCAAGGCAAAUGUCAACAACGGUCAGGCCAAUGUUGUGGACCUGAACGAGAUCCUUGAGGCUAUCACGGGCGGAGGCAACGGGAAGGGCAAGGGCAAGGCCCAAGCCCAGGCCGUCGAGGGUAAAGGCAAGGGCAAGGCCCAGGACGCUCAGGGUAAGGGCAAGGGCAAGGACAAUAACGCGGGUGAGGGCAACGACUCGGACAAUGUUGCCACUGUGGUGGUGCCAGUGGUGAAUUCUAGGCGCAGGCGGGCCGCUGUCCGGCGCGGACUGUACAUGUAA
Canariomyces notabilis is the source of this 1185-nucleotide messenger RNA. RefSeq lists its product as uncharacterized. The transcript has a single exon. The record is from RefSeq and is a predicted model, not a curated record. NCBI's taxonomy places the organism in Eukaryota, Fungi, Ascomycota, Sordariomycetes, Sordariales, Chaetomiaceae. Bases 1 to 1185 code for a protein of 394 amino acids.